AUGCUGGGCGCCGACACGAUGCUGGGCGCCGACACGAUGCUGGGCGCCGACACGAUGCUGGGCGCCGAGUCUCGCGAUAGCGUCGAGCGGGCCGUGGCCGCAGCCGCUGACUGUGCUGCGCCGGAGAACGAGGCCGAUAAGACGCGGCUCAGACUGUCAUCGUCUGUCAACCGCAGCAUCUACCUCGAGAGCUUCAUGGUAAUUCAAAAUAACAUGUUCGAGAGCGCAAAGUGCGUGAUGGGCAUCGCCGACGCUGACUGGACGGUGAUGUGUGAAUCGGGGAGGCGGCACUACGAGGAGGGCCUGACGCUGGCCGAAGGGCAACAUGGCAGGGUUCGUCAAGAUGCUGUACGCACUGGCAUUUUACUCGAUGCGCUCGAAGUGUCGACCAAGGUGCAGAACGAGCUGCUGUGCCUGCCACAGAAGGACCUGGACGCGGCAACCAAAGAUGCGAUUACGCUGGCCGAGGUGCUCAAACAGCGGGCAGAGCGCAUGCCCAAAGAAGCGGGAUCGACUUGUUCCUAA
Molecule: messenger RNA, 525 nt
Organism: Beauveria bassiana ARSEF 2860
Lineage: Eukaryota; Fungi; Ascomycota; Sordariomycetes; Hypocreales; Cordycipitaceae
Product: oxidoreductase CipA
Exons: 2
Coding region: 1-525 (174 amino acids)
Source: RefSeq, a predicted model, not a curated record